AUGGCUCAUGUCUCUGAGUUGGAAAUUUUUUACGCUGUGAAAAGUAUCGGUGCUCUUAAAGCUCCUGGACCUGAUGGUUUACAUGCAAUUUUUUUCCAUCAAUUUUGGGCAGAAACUAAGCACUUGCUCUGUCACUUGGUCAACGAUUUCUUUGUGAAUAACAUCCCUCUCAACCCUAUCAAUCACACAAAUAUUGCUCUUAACCCUAAGAUUGACAACCCCGAGAGUGUGGAUCACUUUAGACCUAUUAGUCUUUGUAAUGUAGUUUACAAGGUCAUCACUAAAAUUAUCAUUACCAGACUUCGGUCUAUCCUUGCUAAAUGCAUUUCUCCCAAUCAAGGAGCUUUUGCUCCAGGGAGAUCCAUUUUUGACAACAUAUUAAUUGCUCAUGAGUUAUUUAGUGAUUUUAAAAGGAAAAAAGGGGUCGUGGGUGCGAUGGCUCUCAAAUUAGACAUGGAGAAAGCCUAUGACCUCCUAGAUUGGAACUAUAUAAGAGCUUGCUUAAUCAGAUUUGGUUUUAAUGCCAACUGGUGUGAUAGAAUUAUGAACUGUAUUUCCAUAGCCUCCUUUUCUAUUCUCCUUAAUACCAACCCUGAGGGUUUUUUUGCCCCUUCCAGAGGUAUUAGACAAGGGGAUGCUUUAUCUCCUUAUAUGUUUAUUAUUUGUAUGGAGCCCUUUAUUAGGCACCUUAACAAAUUAGCCGAGUCGACUAGAACCCAAGUUGGUUCGCUUUCUUCCCCUCAUGGUUAUAGAAUUUCUAAUAUAGUCUUUGCUAAUGAUUGCUUGAUUUUUGCCAAGGCCACGCCAGCUGCUGCCAGGAAAGUUCUUACUGUCCUGGAGGCAUUCGCUAAGGCCUCUAGUCAGCGUAUAAAUUUCCAUAAAUCUACAAUUUAUUUCUCCCCCAGAGUCCAAUCUAAUGUUAAGAACAAUAUCAGUACUAUUUUACAGAUACAACACAGGGACACAAUUGGCAAAUACUUGGGUAUUCACAACAUCAUUUUUUGGAAUGAUCCCCCAAAUGCGAGAGAGUUAAUUGAUAGAAUUCGUUCAAAAUUUGCUGGUUGGAAAGCUAAUACUCUCUCUAGAGCUGGAAAAUUGACUCUCAUUAAAUCUUAUGUUUCUAGUAUGCCUAAUCAUGUCAUGUCUUGCUUUAAGUGUCCCCCUUAG
Prunus armeniaca (apricot) is the source of this 1167-nucleotide messenger RNA. NCBI's taxonomy places the organism in Eukaryota, Viridiplantae, Streptophyta, Magnoliopsida, Rosales, Rosaceae. The record is from the annotation of a GenBank genome assembly.